GUAACAACUCUGUGUCAUAAACCACCCCUGUGAAGCGAGGGCCUAAUCACAACCCUUCAAGAUUUCCUCGUCCGCAGCCUGAGCCCUACCUGGCAACAUGAACUGACAACAGCAAAAUACGCGCUGACAUUAACAGAUUCAGCCCAACGCGGCAAGGACGCGUAGAACGCUUCAAACGGCCAUGGCGCAACGCGGCCCGUCUACAGCCGGCCACCGCACGACGCACCGCCCCCUCAUCGAGCUGGAUGCGAUGCGCAGUACGGACCUCGAGCAGGGGCCCAGCGCUUCAAGCGGCGACGAGGCGCCGCUGGGGCCUGUGCUUGGCGCACGCGCGCGCUCAGCAUGGCUGCACGCGCUCCUGCCUGGGCAGAUUCUCACACCUUGUGGGGGCGACCGCAGUGACAGCGCAAAGCAGCAACUCCCUGAAGUCUGUGACCCCCUGAUAAGCUCCUCUCCCGAGCAGCAUCAAGGCCCACGCGGGCUCGCGGCCUCAGUGCGGGGGCCGGAGCCGGAGCGCAGGGGCAGCCGUGGACAGCCCGCGACAUCCCACGCCUCCCCUCCCAGCGGCGACGCCUCACCGGCACCGCCAACAACAGUAGCCAUGCAAACAGGAGCACAGACACCACCACCAGCACCAGCGUCAGCAGUUGUGGGGCUGUCGACAUCGCCUCCACCACGGGCAGGGCUCUCCGGGUCAGGCGCCACCCCAGCACACGGCAGCGCCCUUGAGCUCGCCGCGGGCAUCCCCGCAAGCACCCUCGUGGCCUCACCACCCCCGGACAGUCUCGGACUCAGACCGCGUCCCGCCUCCGCGGCGCCUGCCCCUGGCGGCUCUGUCGUCGCAGCAUCCAACGCUGCCUCUGCAGCUGCUGUGAGCGGGCCUGCCGGUCUGCGCCUCAGACAGCGGCGGCGCGAUUCGCCGCUGGCGCGGUGGUAUUCGGGAAACCGGAACCGGUCGCGGCCCGAAUCCGGAACGGAUGAAGACUUGGAAGCCUCGUACACGCUUCUGGACUACCCGCCACCGCCUCCAGGAUCCGCAGAGUUCGGGGGCGGCGCUGGCGGCACAGCGUUGGACGCAGACGGUUGUGAGGGUGGCGACAGCGAUGGCGACGAGGAUGGCAAUGCCAAGUACCGCCGGCGCGGCGCCGGCGCCGGCGGCAUGGGCGCGGCGGCCCAGCAGUACCUUCGCGCGGCGUGGUUGGGCCUACCGCUGCCGCUGCCCACGGCACUUCGAAGCGGCUCCGCUGCCGCUGCCCUGUCGCUUUCUGCAGCGGGGGCAGCAGGCGCAGGAGCAGGCGCAGGGGCGGGAGCAGGAGCGGCGGCACUAGGAGGAGCCUCUGGGUCAGGCUGGUGGUACCUUCCUUCAACGUUAGCAGCCACCGCAGCGGCAGCGGCAGGGGCGGCAGGCGCCAGCGUGGGGUUUUACGGGAGCGGCGCUGGAGACGGCGACAUGGCGCGGGCGGCGUCGGGGCGGUGGCUUGCGUCUGAGACGGAGCGCUGCCGAGCUGCGGCGGCGGCGGCGGGGCGGCAGCUGGACAGGCAGGAUAGCGAGGCACGGGACCGGGCCACCGGCUGUGACGUGGCGGCCUAUCUGGCUGCGGACCGCGCCCGCUGCCUGGCCAUCAGCGCGGCAGCUGGGCGGCGGCUGGAGCAGGAGCGGCGGGAGGCACGGGUGAAGGCGGCGGCUCAGAUGGUGCGGCGCGCCCCCGGGGGCUGAGCGGGAUGAAGAUUGAGUGUAAGGCAGCGGGAGCGGGCGGAGCAAUAGUGCGGGCGUGCAGUCGGGAGGGGGGAUGGCGUGGUGACCAGGCAGAUGUAGGCACGCGCGCAAUAGAGAGGGAAUUUGAGAGUUUGGGCGCUGUGUGGACGACGCAGGUUGGAAUGCAGAUACGCUGGAGGAGUAAGAGGAGGAAGAGGAGGCGGCUUUGGACGAGGAGGAGGCUGGAUGGGGAGGAGUUGGCGGCUGGGCAAGAGGAGAUGAGAUCUGGGUUCGUGUCCACAGAUUAAACUCGAUGAGGCCGGGUUACGGGGCGUGUAUGCUUCAAGCUCACAAUGCCCCGGGCGGCAAUGGCUGGCUCGGCCCCUGGGUAGAUUUUGCUAGUGCCCGCGCAGGCAAGGAGCUCAGCUGCCGCCGCUUAAUGAAGUGUCAGCAACAACAGCAACGACCAACAGCCCAGCAGUGGUACGCAACGUACAUUCGUACUGUGGUGGACUGCCUGCUGUGGGCGUGGGGCUGCUGCGAGACGCGGGCGGGGCAGUGGGGUUGCGUAGGCGGUGGUGGUGGCGGCGGCGGCGGCGGCUUUGGCGGCUUGCUGGUGCGGCUGCAGGAGUGGUACGUGUCGCACCACAAGGCCGUGGCGGCGGGAGGCGGCGGUAGGUAAUCAGCGGUACCCGUGCUCCAUGUUCAGCUGUUGGAUAUAUAUCGAGUUGGCUUUGCACAAGACGUCGUACAGUUGUACACGGACAUUGCGGGAGGCGUGAUGGGAUUGAGGGCAGGGGCCGCAACAGCAGCCUGAGCUGCUGCUGCCCGACUUCCAAUUCAGCGAGCCGCAUCCAACCAGCCGUAACUACGCAGACAGCGAGACGCGAGCGCAGAGGGCGGCAGCCAAGCAGAAGGAGGAGGAGGUGGCAGCCAAGCAGAAGUAGAGAACAGCGAUGACGGCAGCUCUGGCAGGAGGAGGAGGAGGCGGUCGCGGCCGCCAAGGAGCCGGCGAGGCGAGAGCGGCAGGCGGCGAAUGUGGCACCACUGCAGCAGUGGGAGGUCAUGAAGGUGGCCAAGAAGAAGCGGCAGAAGAUGCCCUUAUCAAGUACGGCAGAGAUGAAGGUCGAGGAAGAGCCUUGCAAGGUCGAUUGGCUCCGCUCGCGCGUCUACGCGAGCCAAAACACAAUGGGGACGCAACGGCCGUGGCCACGGCGCCACGCCCUUCCUCCUAAGGGGGCUCCCGGCCCCCGGUGUCCAGCCUGCUCAUGGUGUCGCAGGUGAACUUGGCGGGGCCGCGCUUGAGUCGCAGCGCUUGGACAUUGCGCUUUAUGUGGUGGCAUGCCUCAAGUGUAGUACAAGCGUAUUCGGCGGGCGUGCGGAUGUUGCGGGUUCAAGUAUCGGUCUCGCGGGUGCUUGCUAGGCUGCAACAAGGCUUGCAAGGCCUUCAGAUUGUUGAAGGUAAACUGUUUACGCGCUCGCUGGUUUGCUUGCUGGUCAACGCGAAGGGCGCCGGACCAGAUCGAAGUC
Molecule: messenger RNA, 3226 nt
Organism: Chlamydomonas reinhardtii
Lineage: Eukaryota; Viridiplantae; Chlorophyta; Chlorophyceae; Chlamydomonadales; Chlamydomonadaceae
Exons: 3
Coding region: 182-1717 (511 amino acids)
Source: RefSeq, a predicted model, not a curated record